AUGCAACCUCCACCAAAUAUCACAACUCCUAAUUCACUUGUUAAGUACGCAAGUGCAGUACUUGUUUCUACAAGUGGUAAGCGUAACCUUCUUGAUAAGCAAAAAGGCAAAGCACCCAAUAGCAUCACUAAUGCCCAAACAGAAGAUAUCUUGAACAGUAUUUUACCCCCUAGAGAAUACACUAUGGAUAAGCAAUAGUUAUGGAUUUAAAGUGUUAGUGCUACUCCUGCAACUAGGGCUGAUGUUUUAGAAUUAUAAAGCAAUCUUGAUAAAAAAUUAUAAUAAAGAUAAGCAAGAGAGACAGGUAUUUGCCCAAUUAGAGAAGAACUUUAUGCUUAAUGCUUUGAUGAAUUAAUUAGAUAAAUUACAAUUAAUUGUGCAGAAAGAGGUUUGUUGUUAGUUAGAGUUAGAGACGAAAUCAAGCAUACAAUUCAAGCCUACCAAACACUUUAUGAAAGCUCUAUAGCUUAUGGAAUGAGAAAGGCAUUGUAGGCUGAAUAAAAGAAAGCAGAAAUGGAAAGUAAAAAGAAAUAGCUUGAAGUAGAAUGCAACGAAUUAUCAAAAUAAGUUGAAACAUUAGAAAAAAAGAUAGAAGAAAUAGAGCAAAACGACUAAGAAUAAAGAGAAAAUGAUGAAAAAAUGCAUGCUGAAUAAGUUGAUCAUCUUAAAAAAACUAAUCAAAGAUUUAAAGAAGAGUUGGAAAAGUUACUUUCUGGCCCUUAACCCCAAGCUAAAAAAUGA
This is a messenger RNA of Tetrahymena thermophila SB210, 741 nucleotides long. RefSeq names its product 33 kDa inner dynein arm light chain, axonemal protein. The record is from RefSeq and is a predicted model, not a curated record. Gene Ontology annotation, cellular component: axoneme. Lineage: Eukaryota; Ciliophora; Oligohymenophorea; Hymenostomatida; Tetrahymenidae. Gene Ontology annotation, molecular function: dynein heavy chain binding. The transcript has 2 exons.